Molecule: messenger RNA, 1083 nt
Organism: Klebsormidium nitens
Lineage: Eukaryota; Viridiplantae; Streptophyta; Klebsormidiophyceae; Klebsormidiales; Klebsormidiaceae
Source: the annotation of a GenBank genome assembly
AUGGCGUCCUCACAAGUAAGGCGAGUGCUGCUCAUCACAAUCCUGAAGGUGAUCUUGCAGCUUAUUCAGCUUUUGUCGGACAGUAGCAUUGCGGCCGCUAGGAACCAGCUUUAUGACGUUCCAGGAGGCCUGCUGCUGGUUGAGGGUUGUCUUUCACUGCCUCACCUCUUCAGAGGUGAUAGGUCCGUGUGGAAGUACGAUAGACAGACUGGCUUCUGUGAUGUCUCCUUGUUGGCAUCCUACAAUGAGAAGAUGUUCAAGAGCAGGAUCCGAUUGAGCAGGACACUCUUUUACAAUAUCUGCUCCCAGCUCGCUCCAGUCCUGGAGAAGUUGGGAACGCACCUGAACGCAGCAAUUCCUCUUCACACUAAGGUUGCAGCAAUUGUAUACAAGUUAGCUCAUGGGGGUAUUGUGGACCAUAACAGCUGCUUUUUCAACUAUGACAUAGGGUGGGCAGGCAGCCUUCACGAUUACAAUCUUUUCAAGCGGAGCAAAGCUUUUGAUCGCUGUGAGGAGGGGUCGUUGCAAGGGUUUUCACUGGUGGGUGAUGCUGCAUACCAGCCAAGAACCUACAUGCUGACCCCCUUCCUUGGCUGCAAAGAGGGUCUAAGCAGGGAGCGCUACUACUGGAACUUCAUCCAGAGCAGCACAAGGAUGCCAGUGGAGUGUGCUUUUGGGGUGCUCAAGCUGCGUUGGGCUUGCCUUCUAAAGCGCCUGGACGUUGACACCAACUUCGCACCCGACCUCGUUGCCUGCUGCCUUGUUUUGCACAACAUGUGCCAGGUGCACAAGGACGAGGUGAACGAAGAGUGGUACAGGGAAGCUCAGGAGGUGCUUGGAGCAAACGCUCCUUUGUCUACUCCAGCGGACGUUGAGAAUCAACAGCCACCUGCCAACAACACUAACCCGUCUGUACACGUCGAAGUUGAGGAGGACCCUGACGAAGAUACACCACAAGAGAUGCCAGCGUAUAGAUUGGGUGUUCAGUAUAGGGCCACACUUUGCAGGCUACUGUACGAUCAGGAGCGUUCUCGCAAUGCUAGUUCUCUUGGCUUCGAUGUAGAUGAAAGCGAGGAAGCUUAG